Molecule: messenger RNA, 1779 nt
Organism: Protobothrops mucrosquamatus (brown spotted pit viper)
Lineage: Eukaryota; Metazoa; Chordata; Lepidosauria; Squamata; Viperidae
Gene: KCTD18
Product: potassium channel tetramerization domain containing 18
Exons: 7
Coding region: 292-1557 (421 amino acids)
Biological process (GO): protein homooligomerization
Molecular function (GO): protein binding
Source: RefSeq, a predicted model, not a curated record
GGCAGCUAAGAGGCAGAAAAUUAUAACUCCUUGCUGGCUUUUCGGAGCUGUCCGCAUUUUUGUCGGAUAUUGUUCCUAGGGAUAGCUGGACUUAACUUUAUGUGAUGGUGAUACUUAGCAGGUUUCUAAGGAAUCUUGGCUGCCGAUCUGUAAACUGUCUGGAUUCUUCCCAAUGUAGAAAGGCUGAUGUCCUCCAACUGUUUAAUACAACAGCUCUGUACUCUUUGACUAUUGGACAUGGUUAAGGUAUCAAAAUACAUAAUCUAAUCAACAAUAUUAACUGCAGAAGUGAUGGAUGACAGCAAGUCUGAAAAGAUGGUAGAUAUUAUUCGACUGAAUGUUGGAGGCUUUAUGUACACAGCUAGAUGUGAAUCUUUAUGCCGUUUUAAGGAUUCAAUGUUAGCAGCUAUGUUCAGUGGAAGGUUUCCUUUAAAAAUGGAUAAUUCAGGAGCAUGCCUUAUUGAUCGUGAUGGCAAUCUUUUUAAAUAUCUCUUAAAUUAUCUUCAUGGAGAAGUUUGGAUUCCUGAAAAUGAGGAAACACGAAUUGCAUUACAAGAAGAAGCUGAUUACUUUGGCAUUCCUUAUCCUUACAGUCUUGUUGACCAUCUAGCUAAUGAAAUGGAGACAUAUUGUUUAAGAACAAAUGUAGAACUUAAGAAGGCACUCAUAGGUUUUUGUGACUCUUAUGGCUUAAUAUGCACUAAACCAACAGUUUGGGUCUUGCAUUACCUCAAUACUUCUGGUGCCAGCUGUGAGAGUAGAGUAAUUGGAAUAUAUGCCACAAAAGCUGAUGGAACAACUGCAAUUGAAAAGGAACUAGGAGGACGAAUAAAUAGUAAAAAUAUCUACAAAAGAGAGGCUGGAAACAACAUCCAGUACAUUUGGAGUUACUAUUCAGUAACAGAAUUGAAGAAGAUAAUGGAUGCAUUUGAGGCUUGGGAAGGAAGAGGUGCCAGCUACUGGCGAGUACCACAGGAGCUGAUAGAGUGUUGGACUCUUGAGGAGCAUUCUUUGAAAGGAAGCCUUCAAAAUAUGUCUCCAGUACGUAAACGACGAAUAAUUGAUUCUCCUGGUGAGGAAGAAAGACAACUGAAUAGCAGAACAGCUCGAAAGCUAGUUCAAUUCUCUGGCCCCUCUACAAGUACCUGCAUCAAAGUUAAAAACUCAGCUUCUUUAAAGAUAACAGCAUCUUCACCUCCCCAAACGGCUCUUAAGUGUCCUAGCAACAAUACUUCUUUAAUAAGCAAAAAGAUUUCGAGAACUCUUUAUGCAAGGACUGUCCCAUUGACUAAAAAUUCUCAGGCCUCUCUUAGAAACGCUGACCGUGGGGGAGUUGGCCAAAUGAUCCCAAAGUCUCCCUCGUCUAGAAAGUUUGCAACCGGUCGGGUGAUAAAACUGAAGCGGACUCCACUCUGUAAUGAAUCAGUUGUGAAGAAAGUUAAACAGCAAUUUCCAUCUACUGCAAUUGCUGCUACUUCUACAGAUCACUCAAACUGUGAGCAUUCGGCCCUUUCCCUGAGGUGCAGUACUAACAGAGAUGGUCUCCAGAAUAGCUAGCUGAGUGGGGAAUGUGUAAGACUGAUCUCUUUAAGAUGGUUAUUUUUUAACAACAAAACCUUUUACCUCUUGAGAGGUAAAACAAUCCCAGGUUCCACAGAAAUAUUCUAAUAAAAUCCUCUAAGAUGGUGGAUGGUAGUCAGUUGGUGUUCAUUUUUGUAAUGUACAUUAUAAAUAAUUACAAAGUAUAAUUAAAUGUGGAACAUUGGUUAUUUUAGAAUA